Messenger RNA from Adineta ricciae, 5181 nucleotides. The record is from the annotation of a GenBank genome assembly. NCBI's taxonomy places the organism in Eukaryota, Metazoa, Rotifera, Eurotatoria, Adinetida, Adinetidae.
AUGCUUGAACUUGCUCAAAGUUUAGUUCUCAACGAAGAAGCACUCAAAAGUCUACCGGAAAAUAAACGACCUGUGUUCAUUUAUGAAUGGCUUUGUUUUCUCAAUAAAGUACUCGUUGCUGCUCAAAAAAAUGAUAUUCGAGAAUGUCAACCACGCAUUGUCAAACAGCUCAUGCAACAAGUUCAAGAUGGACCUGGACCACCUAUACGAACGUUAAUUGGUCGAAAUUUAGCAACGUUGUUUAGUGUUGGAGAUCCUUUUCCAUUGUUCAAUACAGUCAACUGCUGUAAUGAUACGUUAAAAGCAAAAGAUGAAGUAGCAAAGUUAGCUACAGUAGUUGUGAUUGGCGCACUUUACGAACGUCUUGGUCGUUUAGUCGGUCGUUCAUAUGAAGAAACGGUUCAAUUACUAUUAAAAACACUCAAAAAUGGUGAUUCUCAAAUGCGUUUCGAAAUCAUGUUCACACUCGAACGUAUCGUCAACGGACUUGGCUCAGCUGGUAACAAUGUUCAUCGAGAAAUCUUCAAAGUUGCCAAAGCUCAUAUCUGCGACCGAGCAUUGCCUGUUCGAUCAGCUGCUGCAAUGUGCCUGAUCGCUUUAAUCAAUCAAAAUAAUUUCAUGUAUACAACCGAAUUAGAAGGAAAUGUAACACUGGCCUUUCGAGCUCUUGAUAGUUCAAAUUACGAAGUUCGCUGUUCUGUAGCGAAGUAUUUAGCAGCUUUGUUAGCUGCAACGCAAGAUGUCACAUCAAAUCCAAAUUCAAAUACGAUGAGUAAAUCAACGACAAAUGCUGCCAAUGCGAAGAAAAUCAAAGCAGAAGAUAUACUGAAUUAUCUUGCCGGGGGUUUUCUGCGAGGCAACAUUGGUUUUUUGAAAACAAAUACCACCGAACGAAUUAAAGGACCUACGACGGUUCAACGUGAAAUACGUAUUGGUGUCACUCAUACUUAUGUUGAAUUAGCACUCGUACUUGGCACCACCUGGAUCGAACAAAAUCUUUCCUUAUUUAUUAACCACGUUCUUGAAUUAGCUGGAAAUCCUCGGGCGUCCACAUCACAUGUCGAUGCUGUCUAUUCGCGCAAAUGUAUUGCGUUUAUUCUUCGUUCAGUCAUCGGAUCUCGUCUAGGCGAAAAAGCUCAAUUCGCAGCCGCGAAAGAACUUACAACGAUCAUAACCCGAUAUACCAAUCCACAAUUAUUACAAUCGACUUCGGCCACGUCUACGACAUCAACUAAUGAAUUAAAUAUAUCGACAGGUUCAUCUUCACUCAAUUCGAGUACGAAUUCGAUGAUACAAUCGUACGGUUCAUCGACGAAUACAUUCGAAUCAUCGUCAUCAAACUUAGAAUACACUCAACAUAUACUCAUUUGUGCCUUACAUGAAUUAAGUUUAUUGGUUCAAAGUAUCGGCACAUCAACAACACUGUUAUUACAAGACAGUUGUCAUGGUUUGAUUGAUACACUAUUUCUCGUUAUUUUGAAUCCGUCGCAUCCGGUUAGAUUAUCUGCGGCCUGGUGUCUUCGAUCGAUUACGACAGCUUUACCCUCUUUGAUGACACCAUUAAUUGAUCGUUGUCUAGAGAAAAUGAAAAGUUUAGCUAAACAAUCCAACUCAUACAAUACAGAUGCCAUGUCGGGAUUUGCUAUGGCUUUGCAAGCAUUACUCGGAGCUGUUUAUCGAUGCCCAUUAGGUAUUCCAUCGCAACGCGCUAAAUCUAUUUUUGAUUUUGCCGAUGAUUUGCUUCGGACAGCGACGGCUUCAACGGCUGGCCAGCAACAGUCUCUUAUCCCACGCGUUAUACUUCAACGUACGCAUACAGCUUGGCAUUUACUCGCUGCUUCUUGUACUCUGGGUCAACAAGUCAUUAAGAAGUUCGUUCCGCGUUUAGUUCUUCUUUGGCGGAAUGUUUUUCCUCGUUCGCAAGCUGAUUUUGAACAGGAAAAACAACGCGGCGAUUCAUUUACAUGGACACUUUCGUUCAAUCAACGUUCAGGCGCACUUUGUUCAAUGAUAUCAUUUCUCAAUAAUUGUUCAACAGGUGACGAACACUUGGUUACAGAUGAUUUACUCAAGCGGAUGUUAAAUCCAAUUGAGAAUGCCAUUCUUGUUCUUGUUCAUAUACCGAAUCUAAUCAAACAAUUCGGUCCACCAUUAAAAGCCUCAACCGCCAUGUUUCGUCUUCGUCUCUACGAACUACUUCUAUUAAUUCCUACUAAAUUCUACGAACAACAUUUCAAAGUUUUAUUGCGAGAAUUAGUUGCCGAGUUUACACUAACUGACAAUUCAUCGAAUACCACAACUUCGCUACUUCGCUCUGUCUGCCAUGAUAAUGACAGUGUCUUGCUAGGCAAUUGGCUUCAAGAAACAGAUUAUCAGAUGGUUGAAGAACAACUACAACCGAAUUCAGCUAGCGGUUCAGGCGCACUUGAACACGAUGAAACUUAUCUCUAUCGUCGUGACACAUCGUUAACGUCAUUCAAUAUAAUUAAUUAUCUUUUCCGUUCAUCAUCAACCACCGAUAAUAAUUCGAGCAAUGCGUAUUAUUCACGUCCCGCUGAUACGAAUAUUACCGAUCCAUUACCGGUAGGUGUUGCAGUUAUUGACGCAUCAAUACUUCUCUAUGGUACAAUGUUUAUUCGUGUGCCAAAUAAACAUCGUUUGAAUAUGUUACAACAUUUUAUCGAUACAAUCAAACAAUCGAAAGGUCCACGUCAGGAAGCCGUGCAAGUGAAUAUAUUUACAGCUGUGUUAUCAGCAUUGAAAAUCUUAGCUGAAACGAAACAGUCAUCUGCCAUGGAUGAUGAAAAUGUCAAGAAAUCGGCAUAUACACUUGUCAUGCAAACUCUAAGUCAUCAGAAUCCGAUUCUGCGUUGUGCAGCUGGCGAAGCUGUCGGUCGUUUAACACAAGUUGUCAGUGAUGGACGAUUUGUGGCUGAAAUUGCUCAAAUCUGUUUCGAUCGUUUGAAAGAAUUACGCGAUGUACCAUCUCGCACCGGUUAUUCCUUAGCACUCGGUUGUUUGCAUCGUUACGUCGGUGGAAUGAGUACAGGACAAUAUUUAAAUUUAUCUGUAUCUAUCUUGCUUGCACUUGCACAAGAUCAAUCAGCAUCGACAGUACAAGUAUGGGCAUUGCACGCUUUAGCGUUGAUCGCUGAUUGUGGUGGACAAAUGUUUCGUUCGUAUGUUGAACCCAGUUUAGCACUUAUCCUACAUCUUCUCCUGUCGAUUCCGCCUUCGCAAUCGGAUGUAUUUCAAUGCUGUGGGCGUUUACUUGGUGCUUUGAUAACUACCAUUGGUCCCGAACUUCAAACAAAUACGAACUAUAUCUCAAUAUUACGUUCAUCUUGUUUAACAGCAAGUAGCCUUUUACAAAUGCAUAUCGAGCCCAUUGUUCAAGCGGAAGCUAUCCAAGCUUUGCAACAAUUACAUUUAUUUGCUCCACGACAUGUCAACUUGUCAGCAUUGGUGCCUGAACUCAUCAAAGCAUUAAAAAGUCGAGAUUUAUCUCUACGACGUGCGUGUGUUUCAUGUCUGAGACAACUAUCACAACGAGAAGCAAAAGAAGUUAGCGAGCAUGCGAAAUUAUUCAUGAAAGACAAAGCAUCGGAACUAUCGAAUGAACUUUCAGAAUUCCGAAGUCUUGAAGAAUUGCUCUUUUCAAUGUUGGACACCGAAACAGACAGCAAACUAAGUUCAAAUGUGCAAGAUACACUCGUGUAUAUGUUGCAAGCACUUGGAGCAAGCAAUUUGAAACACUGGUUACAAUUAUGUAAAGAUGUUCUUGCAGCCACAACUGAAACAUCAAGUACAACACCAUCGGUGCAGACCGAGCAAUCACAGCAGAAACAAUCUGGAUCAGCGUCAGGCUCAUCAGCCUAUCCGAAAUCAUCAUCAUCAUCACGUCCCAUAGCUACUGCUGAUGAUGAUGAAGAUAGUUUUGGUCUACAAGAUGAUGACAAUGAUUUUGCGGAUACAGGUGGUGAUGAACAAUUGCAGACACCGUCGAAUCAAAACUCCAUUCGCCGUGCAACAUCAUCAGCGAAAUGGCCAACAAAAGUUUUCGCUGCUGAUUGUGUACAAAAACUAAUCAACUAUUGUGAACAAACCACAGCAUCCAAUCUACAUUUUGAUUUUAUUGCCGCCAAAGAACGCCUUCGUACGCAUCCGAGUGAAGAUUAUCUGGUUACACAUUUAAAUACCUUAAUCACAUUUUCGUUUAUGUCGUGUACAUCAACAAGUGAUCAGCUACGUUUAUCUGGCCUCUCAUUGUUAAGACAGAUUAUCGUGAAAUUUGCUCAUGUUGAAGAAGAUAUCGAUCUACCCGGUCAUGUCAUCCUUGAACAAUAUCAAGCACAAGUCGGCGCUGCAUUACGGCCAGCAUUUUCUCAAGACACAUCAUCACACGUUACUGCCCAAGCUUGUGACGUAUGCAGUACGUGGAUAUCUAGCGGUGUUGCACACGAUUUGAACGACCUUCGCCGUGUUCAUCAAUUGUUGGUUUCGUCCUUACAAAAGUUUACUUCAAUUCAACAACAUAAAAAUGAUACAUCAAUGGUCUACAGUGAAAAUGCGCUAACUAUUGAAAAUCUAGCUGUUCUCCGCGCAUGGGCCGACGUGUACAAUGUUGCUACCGAACGACAAAAUCAAGAAAAGAAUAGUCCGAAUAGCAAUCUACUGAUUCUUGUUCAACCUGAACUGAACGUUCUCAUUCAUCAUUGGCUUGCUGCUUUGACAGAUUAUGCAUUUUUAAUUCUGCCUAGUGAAUUCGGUGGAAAUACCAUUGACGAAAAUUCUCAUGGCGGAAAUUUUUAUUCCGCUGAAUCAAAUCUCGACCUAACACGAACAAUUUACAAAGCAAAUUGGGCAUCAGUUAUGCAGGCUACCACUCAAUGGCUUGGCGAACAUCACUAUGAAUUGGAAACGUUAGCAGCCAAUCAGAAACUAAUCGGAUAUCGACAACGCGAUAGUUUAAUGACGAAAUUUAUCACAUCAACUUUAACAAAUAAAAUUCGAACAUUUCCUGAAAAGAGAGAAGACAUUUUUGCGAUGCUUCUGGGUUGUUGCAUCGAAGCACUGUCCAUCUCAGUAUCCGAACAAACUGAUGAAACAAUUGAGGAUAUCCUAUCAUCAUUGAUUAAUUUACUUCAAGCAGAAAUAGCGACCAAUCAAUUGNCGCGAUAG